This is a messenger RNA of Microsporum canis CBS 113480, 384 nucleotides long. RefSeq lists its product as uncharacterized. The coding region runs from base 1 to 384 and encodes 127 amino acids. The transcript is spliced from 3 exons. The record is from RefSeq and is a predicted model, not a curated record. Lineage: Eukaryota; Fungi; Ascomycota; Eurotiomycetes; Onygenales; Arthrodermataceae.
AUGGAAGGAGAGCAAGUUAUGUAUACAUACAUUAUAUUUUACAUCGAAGGCGGUGAUAAUUACGACGGGCGCGUAAUCAAGGUAAACAAACACAUCGUUACAUACUUGAGGGGCAAAGACUGGGGGGUAGAAGAAAAAAGAAAGAAAAAAAGCUGGCGGCAAGAAGAAGAAGAAGAAGAAGAAGAAGGCAAGGCAAACCCGACACGACGGUUCCAGACCCCGAAAACCAGGAAAACAGACGGCAUGAAGAUGCUGGGAGAUCUGCCGUUAUCCAGUCAUCAUCAUCAGCAGCAGCAGCAUCAUAUGUCAUCUGCCUUAGCUUCUGGAUACCCUACACGAGGAGAUAUUCAUCAUAUCCCGGACGCUUUGUCGAAAGAUAUGUAA